Molecule: messenger RNA, 342 nt
Organism: Lasiodiplodia theobromae
Lineage: Eukaryota; Fungi; Ascomycota; Dothideomycetes; Botryosphaeriales; Botryosphaeriaceae
Exons: 2
Coding region: 1-342 (113 amino acids)
Source: RefSeq, a predicted model, not a curated record
AUGGACGCCCACGCCGAGAAGCAACAGCUUGCCAUGGCCUAUGCCCAGAUGUAUCCUACCUGCACUGAGACGGGCGGACUGAUGCCUAUUCGCAUGUCGAGCACACACCUCAAAGUUCCUCUCCUUGUCUCGAUUCCGCCGCCUUCAGCCCCUCGCGUCAGUCGCCGAGAGUACCUCUUCGACGAGGAAUCGCAGGAGCUGCUAUUGGCUGAAUACAAGCCCUUUACGCAGUGGGCCGCUAUUUUCCUCGUCUUCAUUGGCCUCUUGGUCUGCGGUGGGGUUGUCUAUCUCGCCGUGCUUGCUUCGGUUGCUCCGCCUCCGCAAGGCCUGAGCGUGGCCUGA